This is a messenger RNA of Astrephomene gubernaculifera, 1686 nucleotides long. The record is from the annotation of a GenBank genome assembly. NCBI's taxonomy places the organism in Eukaryota, Viridiplantae, Chlorophyta, Chlorophyceae, Chlamydomonadales, Astrephomenaceae.
GCUAGCUAGGAUUAGCCAGGCUGGUACCCUGCGAACCAAGUGAUACCGGUAGAAGUGUCCUCUGUUACAUGGCCUAAAGUAUCUGCUAUUUGUCGCCUAAGAAACCCCGUCCUGUAAUUAGUUUCCGAGGGCCAUGAUUGAAGGCGAAUUGCUAGCACCACACGUGCAAGCAUUGCGAAUCCUGUUUUUGACUCUCGAAUUCAGGGCUGGAACAUUCAGUGGCAAUGGUGUCUACGCUACUGCGCAGGUGCGCGCAUUGACAGCAGCAGGCCACAAGCUAUUCGUCGUGAGCGCACAGCCAGUCCAUGCUGCAAAACCCACGGAGGAUUACGGGGUCCUUAAAAUUGUCGAGGUUCCGGUCAGCUCAUGGCAUCGAUUGGAUGCUGGUGCGCCCUGGCGUGAGUUCGCAGCGGGGGUCCUAGACGGGGCGGUUUCGGAGGCGGUACGCGCCUUCGCCCCUCAGGUGGUCUUAGCAGUAGACUGGAGCGCGCUGCAGGCUGUACGGAACCUCUUGCCGUACUGCGGAGGCGCGCCGUACGUGUACCUCAACUACCGCGUGUUCACUCGUACGGCAGUCGGAGAGGACCUUGAACUCAUUCGCAGCAUGGAGGCUGCUGCCAUGUCAGAAUCAAUCCUCACGGUGGCACUCAGCCGCAGCGACGCACACUACCUAGCCACCCAGGUGGCGGGGAGGGGGCGGGGUAAUUAUCGUGCGGAGGGGGCGGGCAGGGCCAGCAGCAUUGCAGCUCAGAACGGUGCACAAGGGAAUGAGGAGGAGCGGCAACAGCAGUGUGCGGAUGGGGAAGGGGCGUCCGGUGUUGGGCUGGCUGGCGACGCAGGGCUGUUGAUGCCGUUGCCGAAGGUGUUGCUUCCCGCUCUCCGUGAGGAUGUACGGCAGUUGCAACCACCAGCCGACCUGGCUCGCCUGGCAACCAUCCUGCUGGACAACAAAAGUGUCAACCAGGAGGAGGCGCAGCAGCAGAACCAACAGCAGGUGUCGCAGGAGGGCAGUUGUGAUGCAGCAGAAGCGGAGGUGGAGGCGCAGGCGGCGGCGUUUGUGGCCUCGCGGCCCUACCUGUCAUGCGUGGUGCGGCUAAGCCCAGAGAAGGAGCCGGAGCGGUUCGUGGCAGCCGUGGAGGCGCUUGCAGGGCAGGGGCUGCUGGAGAGGUUCGGACUCACACCGCUGCUGCUGGGUGUGGCGAACGAUGAGUAUGCGCAGGCCCUCAAGGCUCGGCUGCGCGCCGCCGCGCCCACCAGUGUCAUCCUGGAGCGCUUUGUUGGGCCCGCGGAGCUUGCGCAGCUGUACCGCCAGACACGACUCAACUUCCACCCGUCGACCUACGACGCGUACGGCAUGACAAUUGUGGAGGCGGCGUCGCAGGGUGCACCCUCUGUCGUCCACGACGGCGACGGCGCCGUGGGCGCGACGGAUCUCCUCCGCGGCGGCGAUGGCGAGGUGUUCCUGGUCGACCUUGAGGCGCCGGCGGAGCAGGUGGCGGCGGCGGUGGGCAGCAUCUUGGCGGCUCCGGUGCGGCUGGCGGGCACUGCGGUGCGGGCGCUGCGGAAGGCUCGGUCGUGGGAUGAGGCGGCCAAUGCAGCUGAGCUGGUGCGCAUGGUGCAGGAGGCCAUGGGAGGUGGUGCGGUUACGGAGGUUUUGGUUAGGGUGUGGCGCGAAGGUAAUGCGAG